CAUUAGUAUUCAGAAAGAUAUUAAAAAAUUGAAAAACCUUACAUUACACCUUUAAACGCUCCUUCAACGGAGAAAAGGAGUUUGAUAGGCAUUAGAAACAUACUCGUGAAGAAGAUGCAACAACCAUUGAGAAACGCCAUUGAAGUAACGACAAAUGAGUUCGGGCAAUUCGACGUGGUUUCAGAUGAUUCAGAUCACCACUUUCUGGGUUCAGAGAAAGGAAAAUGCUUCACCGAUUCAAAGAGUGAAGCGUACCGCACCAUCAUGAGAGAGUGGAGAAUCCUGGAGCAUAACUUGCCCGAAUCAAUCUACGUGCGUGUCUACGAGCGACGCAUUGAUCUAAUGAGGGCCGUGAUUGUAGGUGCUGCCGGCACACCGUACCACGAUGGUCUCUUCUUCUUCGACAUUUUGUUCCCUUCUGAUUACCCGAAGCACCCUCCAAAGCUGCAUUUUGACUCUUUCGGGCUCCAGGUCAACCCAAAUCUUCACCCCAGCGGCGAAGUGUGCUUGAGCCUUCUCAACACGUGGUACGGGAAAAAGAGGGAGAAGUGGGACCCAUCAGGGUCGACCAUGCUCCAAGUGUUGCUCUCCUUACAAAGUCUGGUUCUGAACGAGAACCCAUACUUUAACGAGCCUGGUGCAACUACAUUGGGGCGUUUAAUAAACUUGGAGAGCACGUCACGUGUGUACAACGAGGACGUGUUCACCCAAACCUGUAAAAUUUCCUUCCAUCUGCUUCAGGAUCCGCCUCGGAACUUUGAAGCCUUUGUCAGUGCCCAUUUUCGCGAGCGAGCGUCACUGAUUCUCGCGGCCUGCAAUGAGUACGCGAAUGGCCGCGUGAGAGUUGGGUAUUACUCUUCUGAUCACUUGCCUCCUUUGUCAAGGGUACAAGUUUCACGGAGUUUCAAGAAGCAGAUGAUAGAGUUUUACCCUCUGCUUCUUCGAGCGUUUCGACAGAACGAUAGUGCUUCUUUGGGGGGUUUCGUCCAACACUUGGAGCUGGAGACGGAGGAAUCCGAAUACAAAAGCACUGAAAUCAUCGAGGAGGUCGUCAACAAGAUAGUUAUCGGUUCUUUAAUCUUCUUAAUUUGUCUUGUUUCUUAUUUAUUACUGAAAAGGUUGGUAUUUUAA
This is a messenger RNA of Glycine soja, 1131 nucleotides long. RefSeq names its product putative ubiquitin-conjugating enzyme E2 38. The record is from RefSeq and is a predicted model, not a curated record. Lineage: Eukaryota; Viridiplantae; Streptophyta; Magnoliopsida; Fabales; Fabaceae. The transcript has a single exon. Gene Ontology annotation, molecular function: ubiquitin conjugating enzyme activity. The coding region runs from base 115 to 1131 and encodes 338 amino acids.